Molecule: messenger RNA, 397 nt
Organism: Caenorhabditis elegans
Lineage: Eukaryota; Metazoa; Nematoda; Chromadorea; Rhabditida; Rhabditidae
Gene: dyrb-1
Product: Dynein light chain roadblock
Exons: 2
Coding region: 1-288 (95 amino acids)
Biological process (GO): microtubule-based movement
Cellular component (GO): cytoplasmic dynein complex; cytoplasm; cytoskeleton
Molecular function (GO): dynein intermediate chain binding
Source: RefSeq, marked reviewed
AUGUCUGAUUUCGAGGAGACUAUUCGCCGUCUACAGUCAGAGAAAGGAGUCGUUGGAAUUAUUGUUGUCGAUUCAGCCGGCCGAGUUAUUCAUUCGACAAUCGACAGCGACGCCACCCAGUCUCACACCGCAUUCCUGCAGCAGUUAUGUGAGAAGACAAAGACUUCCAUUCGUGAACUCGAUUCGAGCAAUGAUCUAACAUUCCUGAGGCUUCGAACGAAGAAGAACGAAAUCAUGAUUGCUCCAGACAAGGAUCACGUCAUUAUGGUUAUCAAGGACCUCUCGUAAAAACUGGGACCAACAUUCAAAAAUAAUGAAAAAGCAUUAUAUCUUUCUACCCUGCUUGUGCGAUUUUAAUUUAUAUCAGAUAUUUUUUCCAAAUAAACGGCUUAUAUGC